AUGUUCGGCGCCACGGUAAACCCAUACGACGACCUCGUCACCAAGGCGACCGACGAGAACCUCGCGUCCGAGGACUGGGACGUCAACCUCCAGAUAUGCGACAAGGUGACCGAAGAGGCUUCAGCGGGUGCGCGCAAUGCCGUCGCAGCCCUGGUCAAGCGCCUCGCGCACCGCAACCCCAACGUGCAGGUCUACGCACUCGAGCUGGCCAACACGCUUGUCCAGAACUGUGGCAAACCCCUUCACGAGGAGCUGGCGAGCCGUACAUGGACGGGCGCGCUGACGCGCCUUGUCAACGACCGCGCCACAGUGCAGACCGUCCAGCGCAAGGCGCUGCGGUACAUCAAGGACUGGACCAAGCAGUUUGAGGAGUCUGGCGACCCAAACCUGGGUCUCAUGACCGAGCUCUACGACCAACUGCGUGAAAAGAACUUUACAUUCGACGACAGCGAGCCUGUUCCCGACGCCACGGCGGACGAUGAGACGCGCCGCCGUGCCGAGGAGGAGGAGCUCAUGCGCGUCAUUGAGCUCUCGAAGCAGGACAAGGGCCGUAACUGGAAUGCGUUUGAGCGCAAGGAUGGCUCGUCGUCGGGUGCUGGCUCCUCGGGCGCCGUUGCCGCUGUCCAGAAGCCUCUUCCGGGCCAGCCUCAGCAGCAACCCUCGUACCAGCAGCCCCAGCAGUCUCAACCGUCGUACCAGCAGGCUCAGCCCGCAUACCAGCAAGCCCAGCAGUCCCAGCCGGCGCCGGGUUACGGCGUCCCGCAGCAGACUGCCUCGCCCGUGCCGGAGAACGACCAACCCCUCGACAUCAACACCGCCACCCGUGUCCGUGCACUGUACAACUUUUCGUCUGAAGACGUGGGCGAGCUCAACUUUGAGCGCGGCGACGUGAUCAAGGUGCUCGACCGCGGCUUCAAGGAAUGGUGGCGUGGUGCCGCGCGCGGCAAGAUUGGAAUCUUCCCAGUCACCUAUGUCGAGCCGCUGCCCGAGCCGUCCCCUCGCGAGCUCCAAGAAGAGGCCCAGGAGGAGGCCCGCGUGUUUGCGUCGCUCGGCCUUGUCGACAAGCUCCUCCAGAUGCUCAGCAGCAUCGACACGGCCCGCGGCGACCGUCUUGACGACCGUCCCGAGCUCGAGGAGAUGUACCAGGCGUCCGUGUCGCUGCAGGGCCAGAUCAAUGCGCUCAUUAAAAAGUACUCGGACCAAAAGGCCGAGCUCGAGCACAUGAACGCAAACUUCCACCGCGCCAUGCGCCAGUACGAAGAGUUGAGGAGCGGCGUUCCUCAACAGGCCCCUCAGCCGGGCCAGCAGCCUCCAUACGCUGCCUACCCCCAGCAAGCGCCUGCUGCUGCCCAAGACCCGUACGCUCAGCAGCCUGCAGCCCACGACCCGUAUGCCCAGCCUCAGCAUCAGCCUACACAGGACGCAUACCCUCAGCACCAGCCUACGCAGGACCCGUAUGCUCAGCCUCAACCUCCCGCGCAGGACCCGUACGCCCAGCCCCAGCAGGCCGCGUACCAGCAACCCCCUGCUCAACACCAGCAGGCCCCUGCCCAGCAACCUGCCGCCGCUCCCUACGGCAACACAUGGCCUCAGCCUCAGCCACACGUAGCUCAGUCCCAGGCCACAGGCGACCAGCCCAACCCGAUGUACUACCAGCAGGGACCUAGCACCACGAGCAUCGGGUCCGCUCACGCGGUCGCAGGCCAGCGCCAGCCCUCUGGCGCUCCCUCCUUCCCUCCGGCCUCUCCCCCGCGCCACCCCACCGCCCCCGGUGCUGCCGGCGUCGGUGCAGGCCAGGACCCAGCUGCCGACCACGCUGCGGCCUGGGACGCAUACUACCGGUCACAGGGCCAGGUGCCGCCAGCGCCGCAGGCUGUGGCCGGCGCUCCCGUCACCGAGUCGCCGGGUGUCAUGCCCGCGGGCCAGCCCCAGGGCGGAUACUACCAGCAGCCAGCGUUCCAGCAACACCAGCAGAGUGGUGUAGACAACGUCGCCGCCGGCAUGGGACGGAUGAGUGUGGGACAGUAG
This is a messenger RNA of Apiotrichum porosum, 2028 nucleotides long. It is a transcript of the gene HSE1, whose product is annotated as ESCRT-0 subunit protein hse1. The record is from RefSeq and is a predicted model, not a curated record. The transcript has 6 exons. Gene Ontology annotation, molecular function: phosphatidylinositol binding; ubiquitin binding. Gene Ontology annotation, biological process: protein transport to vacuole involved in ubiquitin-dependent protein catabolic process via the multivesicular body sorting pathway. The coding region runs from base 1 to 2028 and encodes 675 amino acids. Gene Ontology annotation, cellular component: ESCRT-0 complex. Lineage: Eukaryota; Fungi; Basidiomycota; Tremellomycetes; Trichosporonales; Trichosporonaceae.